Molecule: messenger RNA, 4247 nt
Organism: Lethenteron reissneri (Far Eastern brook lamprey)
Lineage: Eukaryota; Metazoa; Chordata; Hyperoartia; Petromyzontiformes; Petromyzontidae
Product: zinc finger protein 271-like
Biological process (GO): regulation of transcription by RNA polymerase II
Cellular component (GO): nucleus
Molecular function (GO): DNA-binding transcription factor activity, RNA polymerase II-specific; RNA polymerase II cis-regulatory region sequence-specific DNA binding
Source: RefSeq, a predicted model, not a curated record
UCUUCACUCCCCCCCCACCACAAUGUGUGCAAUUACUAUUAUAGGGUCGGUAGAUAAUAAAAUUAUAGCGAUUAGACAGUAUUAUUGUAGCGCGGGGGGGGGGGGUACUGGAACCAGUACCCAGCCUCAGCCGGGUGGGCAAUUUAGGCGAGGCCGGAGGCUCUGCACGGUACUAGGCCUCGACACCCACCACACGACUCUGAGGUAAAUUCAUCAAAGUUUCACGUCCUCUUCACUCCCCCCCCACCCCAAUGUGUGCAAUUACUAUUAUAGGGUCGGUAGAUAAUAAAAUUAUAGCGAUUAAACAGUAUUAUUGUAGCGCGGGGGGGGGGGGGGGGAAUGGCACCCGUACCCAGCCUCAGCCGGGUGGGCAAUUUAGGCGAGGCCGGAGGCUCUGCACGGUACUAGGCCUCGACACCCCACCACCCUACAGCGGAUCGGCGCGCCUCACUAAAACCCUACAACAGAUCGGCACGCCUCACACAAACCCGACAACGGAUCGGCGCGCCUCACUAAAACCCUACAGCGGAUCGGCACGCCUCACUAAAACCCUACAACAGAUCGGCACACCUCACACAAACCCUACAACGGAUCGGCGCGCCUCACUAAAACCCUACAGCGGAUCGGCGCGCCUCACUAAAACCUUACAACGGAUCGGCGCGCCUCACUAAAACCCUACAACGGAUCGGCGCGCCUCACACAAAUCCUACAACGGAUCGAAUUGGUGUGAUGGAGCAAAGGCACUCAGCGCAGCUCGGUAGAAAAAGGCAACAAUGCGACCAGUGCGCAUACAGCACGGAUCGUGCUGGAAAUUUGACACAGCACCAGAAAAUUCACACAGGAGAUAAACCCUUCAAGUGCACUGUCUGUGAGAAGGCAUUUGCACGGUCAUCAGUUCUUCAGAGCCACCAGAGAACACACACAGGAGAGAAACCCUUCGGGUGCACUGUGUGCGGGAAGGUUUUUGCCGAGUCAUCACAUCUUACAUUACACCAGAGAACACACACAGGAGAGAAACCCUUCACGUGCACUCUGUGCGGGAAGCCCUUUUCAGAUUCAUCACAUCUUAAGAAACACCAGAGAACACACACAGGAGAGAAACCCUUCAGGUGCACUCUGUGCGGGAAGCCCUUUGCAGAUUCAUCACAUCUUAAAACACACGAGAGAAUGCACACAGGAGAGAAACCCUUCAAGUGCACUGUCUGUGAGAAGGCAUUUGCACGGUCAUCAGGUCUUCAGAUCCACCAGAGAACACACACGGGAGAGAAACCCUUCAAGUGCAGUGUGUGUGAGAAGGCAUUUUCAUGUUCAUCUACUCUUAAAAGGCACCAGAGAACACACACAGGAGAGAAACCCUUCAGGUGCACUCUGUGCGAGAAGCCCUUUGCAGAUUCAUCACAUCUUAAAAAACACGAGAGAACGCACACAGGAGAGAAACCCUUCAAGUGCACUGUCUGUGAGAAGGCAUUUGCACGGUCAUCACAUCUUCAGAUCCACCAGAGAACACACACGGGAGAGAAACUCUUCAGGUGCCUUUUGUGCGAUAAAGCAUUUGCAAAGUCAUCAGAUCGUGAAAAACACCAAAGAACACACAAAGGAGAGAAACCCUUCAAGUGCACUGUGUGCGGAAAGGCAUUCACACGGUCAUCAUAUCUUCAAAUUCACCAGAGAACACACACAGGAGAAAAACCCUUCAAGUGCACUCUGUGCGGGAAGCCCUUUGCAGAUUCAACACGUCUUAAAAAACACCAGAGAACGCACACAGGAGAGAAACCCUUCAAGUGCACUGUGUGUGAGAAGGCAUUUGCAUGGUCAUCAGAUCUUCAGAUCCACCAGAGAACACACACAGGAGAGAAACCCUUCAAGUGCACUGUCUGUGAAAAGGCAUUUGCAUGGUCAUCAGGUUUUCAGAUCCACCAGAGAACACACACGGGAGAGAAACGUUUCAAGUCCAGUUUGUGUGGGAAGGUAUUUUCAGGUUCAUUUAAUCUUAAACGGCACCAGAGAACACACACAGGAGAGAAACCCUUCAAGUGCAGUGUGUGUGAGAAGGCAUUUGCACGGUCAUCAGUUCUUCAGAGCCACCAGAGAACACACACAGGAGAGAAACCCUUCGGGUGCGCUGUGUGCGGGAAGGUUUUUGCCGAGUCAUCACAUCUUACAAUACACCAGAGAACACACACGGGAGAGAAACCCUUCACGUGCACUCUGUGCGGGAAGCCCUUUUCAGAUUCAUCACAUCUUAAGAAACACCAGAGAACACACACAGGAGAGAAAACCUUCAGGUGCACUGUCUGUGAGAAGGCAUUUGCACGGUCAUCACGUCUUCAGAUCCACCAGAGAACGCACACAGGAGAUAAACCCUUCAAGUGCUCUGUCUGUGAGAAGGCAUUUGCACGGUCAUCAGGUCUUCAGAUCCACCAGAGAACACACACGGGAGAGAAACCCUUCAAGUGCAGUGUGUGUGAGAAGGCAUUUGCACGGUCAUCAGUUCUUCAGAGCCACCAGAGAACACACACAGGAGAGAAACCCUUCGGGUGCGCUGUGUGCGGGAAGGUUUUUGCCGAGUCAUCACAUCUUACAAUACACCAGAGAACACACACGGGAGAGAAACCCUUCAAGUGCAGUGUGUGUGAGAAGGCAUUUGCACGGUCAUCAGUUCUUCAGAGCCACCAGAGAACACACACAGGAGAGAAACCCUUCGGGUGCGCUGUGUGCGGGAAGGUUUUUGCCGAGUCAUCACAUCUUACAAUACACCAGAGAACACACACGGGAGAGAAACCCUUCACGUGCACUCUGUGCGGGAAGCCCUUUGCAGAUUCAUCACAUCUUAAAAAACACGAGAGGACGCACACAGGAGAGAAACCCUUCAAGUGCACUGUCUGUGAGAAGGCAUUUGCACGGUCAUCAGGUCUUCAGAUCCACCAGAGAACGCACACAGGAGAUAAACCCUUCAAGUGCACUGUCUGUGAGAAGGCAUUUGCACGGUCAUCAGGUCUUCAGAUCCACCAGAGAACACACACGGGAGAGAAACCCUUCAAGUGCAGUGUGUGUGAGAAGGCAUUUUCAUGUUCAUCUACUUUUAAAAGGCACCAGAGAACACACACAGGAGAGAAACCCUUCAGGUGCACUCUGUGCGAGAAGCCCUUUGCAGAUUCAUCACAUCUUAAAAAACACGAGAGAACGCACACAGGAGAGAAACCCUUCAAGUGCACUGUCUGUGAGAAGGCAUUUGCACGGUCAUCACAUCUUCAGAUCCACCAGAGAACACACACGGGAGAGAAACUCUUCAGGUGCCUUUUGUGCAAUAAAGCAUUUGCAAAGUCAUCAGAUCUUGAAAAACACCAAAGAACAAACAAAGGAGAGAAACCCUUCAAGUGCACUGUGUGCGGAAAGGCAUUCAGACGGUCAUCAUAUCUUCAAAAGCACCAGAGAACACACACAGGAGAGAAACCCUUCAAGUGCACUCUGUGCGGGAAGCCCUUUGCAGAUUCAUCACGUCUUAAAAAACACCAGAGAACGCACACAGGAGAGAAACCCUUCAAGUGCACUGUGUGUGAGAAGGCAUUUGCAUGGUCAUCAGAUCUUCAGAUCCACCAGAGAACACACACAGGAGAGAAACCCUUCAAGUGCACUGUCUGUGAAAAGGCAUUUGCAUGGUCAUCAGGUUUUCAGAUCCACCAGAGAACACACACGGGAGAGAAACGUUUCAAGUCCAGUUUGUGUGGGAAGGUAUUUUCAGGUUCAUUUAAUCUUAAACGGCACCAGAGAACACACACAGGAGAGAAAUCCUUCAAGUGCAGUGUGUGUGAGAAGGCAUUUGCACAGUCAUCAGUUCUUCAUCGACACCAGAGAACACACAGGCAUCAGAAGAUCCCCAAGGAGUGUAGUCUGAAAUCGACUUGUGAAAGUCAAAGUGCUGCAAUGAGCCCAUCCCUCCUGAAAAAAGAACCAGAAGUGAAUUCCAGCCUGGACAUUAUGAAAUGUUUAAAGGUGAAAUUUGAAGAAGUGACGGUGAAGAGCGAAGAACUGAAGGUGAAAUGUGAAGAUGAAGAUUCAACUCCAAAAUCGGACCUUCACAUCGAUGGAUGCAACGUGAAGCAGGAGCUGAAUUCUGACUGUGAGGCAGAGCAAGGCAACUCCCAGCAGUUUGUGGAAGUGGAGGUGUGGGUGGACUUCUUAGACAAUACGAAGUCAAAUGGAGACCCUGUAGAUAUGUAAGCUUAAGACAAUGAGGCUCCAAUAGA